Messenger RNA from Triticum aestivum (bread wheat), 735 nucleotides. Its product is annotated as zinc finger protein ZAT12-like. The coding region runs from base 87 to 611 and encodes 174 amino acids. NCBI's taxonomy places the organism in Eukaryota, Viridiplantae, Streptophyta, Magnoliopsida, Poales, Poaceae. The transcript has a single exon. The record is from RefSeq and is a predicted model, not a curated record.
CCGAGUUCUCAUCACAGACCAACGGCACAACAGAGCAUCGAUCGAAUUACAGAUUACAGCGGAUCGUUAAGAUAAGCAGCAAAUCCAUGGGAGCGGGCAUGAAGCGCGCGAGGGAGGAGGCGCCAUUUGUGUCCCUCGCGCUGUCGCUCAGCUCAGAUUCCUCGACGUCCACCACCACCUCGGCGGACUCGGCCAGUGCGCUGGCGGCGGACGCCGGGAAAAGGACGCGGCGGGGGAGAGCUGUGGCCACGUCCGGGGAGGGCGAGUUCGUGUGCAAGACGUGCGGCCGGGCCUUCGAGACGUUCCAGGCGCUGGGCGGGCACCGGACCAGCCACCUCCGGGGCCGCCAUGGGCUCGAGCUCGGCGUCGGCGUCGCCAGGGCGAUCAAGGAGCGGAAGCGGCAGGAGGACAAGCAGCACGACUGCCACAUCUGCGGGCUCGGCUUCGAGACGGGCCAGGCGCUCGGGGGCCACAUGCGCCGGCACAGGGAGGAGAUGGAGGAGAUGGCACUCAGCGGCGCCAUCUAUCGGUGGGUCGCUCUGUCGGAUCAGGAGGCGGGGCACCAGGCCGCCGCGGACCGGCCGCCCGUCUUGCUCCAGCUCUUCGUCUAGAGUCUUUAGAAUCAGAUAGUUUCAUUGUUCGACCUUUUAGGCUUGUACAGAGUACAAUUUUGGUGGUUAGCGUUUUUGUUCUUGCUGGAUAUUUGCAUUGGAUGGGUCCCUUUUUUAACCGAUU